GCUCCUCCUAGACGACGAGGAGUUCAGUCUCGAGGGCGCUCCACCUCGCUUCCUUGAACCCACAUCUAUCCCUGCGGCUACUAGAUCCUCUCGGAAGAGGCAUUCGGAGUCGGAAUCGAGGUAAUAACGAAUGGAAUUUGUUAGUGGAGCAGGAGAACUCCGGGGUAACCAGGGCAUGGGCGAGGAAGAGAACGUAAUAGCCGUAGAACCCAUUACCAUGAUUGUACCACCGGAACUGCAAGACGUGCCGGAAACCCCUACGGCGGAGAGCAGUGCUAGUUCAGGCGCGCAUGAGGAUUCCGGUGUUAACCCCUCUCCGUCAUCUGAAGGGUCGUCAUCAGAAAACACUGCUAGUGCAAGCAGCCCCUCGCCGGAUAGUAUGGAAGUCGCCGUAACUGUACCCCCGGUUGCAGGCUGGGAAAACAAAACCAUAGGUGGUAGGUUAAGCAACCUCCGUAAGGCGCCGAAUACGUUGACGGCCGGAUUCCGGUUUCGGGCGAACCUGCAUCAUGAGGUAGCAGAUUGUUCUACCUCCAUUAAAGGGUACAAGAGACUGGAGGAAGUGGUGAGACAAUACCACGUUCCUAGGACAGUUUUGUUACGAACAGGGACCAAAAAUGAAAGGGCUUGCAGUGUGUCAGCAACAGGGUGGAUACCUGUAUAUGUGGACCAUUUCGACGCUGGCCUGAGGUUUCCUUUAUCCGGGCUGAUUUUUGACAUUCUGUUAGAGUACGAGCUGGCGCUCACACAGUUGACUCCCAACAGUAUAAAAUUCAUCGUAGGGUUUAUGUUGCUGUGUGCACGACUGGAAAUACCUGCGAAAGCUAUUGUUUUCAGGAAUAAGGUGUCUCGUUGGAAGAGACAGUUUAUCUUUGUCCGGGAUGCGCGAGUAGAGAGGGUUAGCACCGAUCUGGCAGCUCGUCUAUCUGAGUGGCGCCUAGGGCAUGCGUACAUGAAUUACCCCACAUUAACCCCGGGCGACCUGGAGCUUAGGGAUAGGAUCACUAAUUAUGUGCAGGGAUGGGGGUUAGUUGAUUUGGAAGCCCUGGUUACCCCUGAGGUGCUCACUUUACGUGGGUUUGUGGAUAUCCCAAACCUGUUUGGUGAAGCAUGCUUGAGAGACAACGGGAGCGAGCUCAGCGCUCUCGUGGUAGGGGAACUGGGUCUAGCGCGAGGAGGCAAACGCGCUUUGACGAGCUACCGCCUGCGGCACCUCGCAGCUCGGCGCAGAGGGAACAGGGUUCCAGCUCGGUCUCGCGAGCACAGACUUAGCGCAGGGUUGGAUUCCGGGAGACAACCUGGCGUGGUGCGUUCACCUGAGGCGCCCGUGGUCCAGCCACGCAGCGCGGCUGAGGCACUUCCACCACCAGUAGCUAGCGGUGGGCCCAGGAUUGCAUACCCUGACGGUUUUAGCUACACCAAACCUGACUGUCAGCUCGCUAUGGUCCAGGGUAUGCAGAAUUUCGUCCCGCCUGUGGACCAUCACCGUGCUAAAGGCUACAUUCAGCAGCACGGGACUCACGCUGCCAUGCUGAAAAUGAUGGAUGCUCUAAGCUAUUCUGUAGCCCUAUUCGAGAGUGAGCAGGCAGCUCGAAUACAGAAUAGGGAGCUGGGUGACACUUGCAAGCGGCUGUCCUCAGACAAGGCGAGCUUGGAGGACGAGGUGAACCAUUUGCAAAGCUCAGAGAUGGCCAACAGGGCUGCAUCAGCAGAGAGCCGGGCUGACGAGCUGGCCAACAAGGUCAUCCAGCUGCAGGAGGAGCUGGAUAAGGUGAAAGCUGAGAAGGAGAGUGGGAUUCAAGCGGCCAUGGAUGAGGUCGUUCGUGCAGUGGAUCUCAGGAAGAAAGUAGAGGUUGAGAGAGAUGGCGCGCUGAACGACCUCAACGCCCUAAGAGGGCGGGUUGCUGUGGCCGACCAGGAUCUUGCCCGCGCAGAGGAAUCCCUGAGGCAGGACAAGGCUCAGCACCAGCGCUGUAUUAGCAUCGCGCGAGCUCAAGGCGCGGAAUGGCUGGUUGGUGCUAACAUGUUCCAGGACGCCGUAGCUGUGGCAUCCAUGAACACCACGACUGAGAUUUACAAUGACGUUCGUGGUAAGGUGUUGAAGCACCGGCCGGACUUCCCAAUCAACGAGCUCGCGUUUUUUGAUGGUGAAGAGUUCGAUGCGGAAGGGAAGAGCCUUGUUGAACCUUCUGACACGACGGUGAGGCUCCGCUGGGAGCUGAACCAGGAGGGAUUGCCAAUAUGGCCACCAUCUGUCCUUGAGGAUGGAGAGGAGUAUGAGAGUCUGCCGAGGUUCGACACCUGGGUUGGUGAUGCUCCUGUGGAAGAAGCUGAACCUUCAAGUACUCCUCCUGCUCUUCAGCCCACCCCUGCUGCCAUCUCAAUCCCAGCUCGUGCUGACGCGUCCGCUCCCGUAGACUUAACGGACGAUUAGACUUAGGCUUUUUCUAUUUCUUAUACUUGUGUAUUUUCAAUAUUUCUUUGUUGGUAACACAUUUUGUAGUUUCAUGGACACCUCAUGUAAUGAAUUUGCAAAGAAUAUAAUUGAAAUGAAUUU
Molecule: messenger RNA, 2557 nt
Organism: Rubroshorea leprosula
Lineage: Eukaryota; Viridiplantae; Streptophyta; Magnoliopsida; Malvales; Dipterocarpaceae
Source: the annotation of a GenBank genome assembly